Messenger RNA from Penicillium oxalicum, 858 nucleotides. RefSeq lists its product as uncharacterized. Lineage: Eukaryota; Fungi; Ascomycota; Eurotiomycetes; Eurotiales; Aspergillaceae. The transcript is spliced from 4 exons. Gene Ontology annotation, biological process: mitochondrial respiratory chain complex III assembly. The record is from RefSeq and is a predicted model, not a curated record. Gene Ontology annotation, cellular component: mitochondrion. Bases 1 to 858 code for a protein of 285 amino acids.
AUGUCUACGAUCCGCGUCUCUUCACUAUGGGCGCGAGAGCUGCGCGGCUCGCAACUUCAGCAUGUUCAGCGACAGGUGAACUCUCGUGGAUAUCUCUCGACUACCUCUUGUUCAACUCCGACUCUUGUGCGAAGCGAAAACACGACCCAACAUGCGACGUCACGAUCGACUCCCUCGAGCUCGAGGCGCAUAUCCUCCACAUCUCACACCUACGCCCAGGGCUCCGCCCUCUCUCGUCUGGCCAAAAGCGCCCUCUCACCCGGUAGCUCGGCCGAAACGUAUGUCGCCUACGGCAUGACGCAGAAGCUCUUCCAGGCAUGUUCCAGUCAGGCGGAUUACCAGGUACCGCAGGCGACGCAGAAGGAUGUGCCGGUUCCCACGACCGAGUCUGGUGAACACUUGGGGGUAUCAGAUAGUUGGUGGUAUAAAGAACUCGGCCUCAUUCCCACAUUCUCAACUUGGUCCCAGAUCACCUUUUUACACAUGUACCUCCUGACCCACCGCAUGGACGAUCUGCACGAUAUCGGCUCCCGGUCCAUUCGCAACAAGUACCUCAAGGAUCUAUUUGUGCAGUGGCGGGGCAUCAUCGCCGCGUACGACGAGGGCCUGGUCAAGGGGGAUGCAGUGCUGGGCGCGGCCGUGUGGCGCAAUCUGUGGAAGGCCGAGGCAGUGGGACCGGAUGGAAAGGAGUUGGAUUGGAGUAAGAUUGCCUGGGUGGUGGCGUAUAUGCGCCGGGUGACGGCGCAGCUGGGGAGGAUGGAAGAGGCGGAUAUCGUGAUGGAAUUGAGUGGGGCGAUGGGAACCGAGUCGAAGAUUUUUGGCUAUUCGCCUUUGGAUCGAAAGAUGGUAGAGGGAUGA